AUGGCUGGUUCUCAUCACCUUCAACAAGACGUUCCGCGAUUCCUGCAUAAACUUCUCUUCAUGUUCUCCCUUGCUGUGGUUUGCGCGUCGCUGUACUUCAUUCUCUCCGGCUGCUGUGAUUCUAUUCUAGUCGAUACUGCGAAACAUUUGAAGCAAACCUCUCAACUUUUACCUUUGACUGAGCUGUUCCAAAUAAAUAAUGCCUCAUUUGAGAAGAGGGCUACGGAUGUCGGUGUGCGCUCAGCAUCCCUCGUCGGCAGCGCAGGUACAAUGGGUGCAGUUGGUGCGCAAUCAGCCAAUAUUGGUAAGGACUGGACGGCAACAAGGAGACUACCCCAAGCAAUCAUCAUAGGGGUGAAAAAGGGCGGAACACGAGCUCUUUUGGAAUUCCUAAGACUACACCCUGAUAUUCGAGCACUUGGCUCUGAACCCCACUUUUUCGACAGACAUUACUCACGUGGGUUGAAUUGGUACAGGUAUGUACCUACCGAUGAUGAUGAUAAUGGUGAUGAUGAUGAUAAUGGUGAUGAUUAGAAUGAUAAUGAUGAAAGUAACGCGCACGCACAUACACACAUUUGUGAUUGGUUGAUAAAAAUGGUUGAUAUUUCAUUGACAGGGGGAUUUCAUUGUUUGCGCUCAGGAUGUCACGUUUCAAUGAAGUUGCUGAUGAAAAAUAAUCGAUUCUGAUUAUGUUUACAACUUGCAAAAGGUGUAGAAUAAUGCACAUUCCUCCUUGGAAUUGCUGCUUGAGCAUGGUAGUGUAUGACAAGUAAAAAGGGGUUAUUAAAUGGCUGAGAGAAUUUCUCUAUGGGCUGUCUGUCCUACAUGGUCCAUCCAUACACUCUGAAGAACAACUGACAGCAAUACUGUAAAAUCUGUAUUUUUAGAUUAUAGUAACACAAAUAUUAUGGAGCAAUGUUAUCUAUGCCAUUAUUAUUUUAUCAUUUUGACUGUCCUCCAAAAACAAAUAAAUGAACCAAACAUUCCCCCAACUCCUGAACCUAAUAUCUGCUACAUGAUCAAUCAAUCAAUCAAACUUGAUUUAUAUAGCACAUUUCUUACAACAAAUGCAUUUCAAGGUGCUUGGGCCAACAAUGCCCCACCAUAUGGCCUUUGUUUUCUCCCUUGUUUGAUGUCCCUUGUGGUGAGCGGUUAUUUUUCCGUUUUUAAACAACUAAUUGACCAACUUUGGUUCAAUUAUUUGAAUUCCCAUUUUUGUCCCGUUUUUUUCUGUGAGCUCAAUGCGCACAUUGCACAGUUUCUCUAGAGAUAAAUCAGAUCCAGCCCGUAAUGUGCGAUGUAGUAGGGAGUUGUAGUUUCCAACAGGACAAUAUUCUAUAGUUUAGUGCAUAAAUGGUGAGAAUUAACUACAGUGACCAUAAUCCACUGCGCAUCUACUUGUUCGGUCUGUGUUUAUUUUACGCCUGCUAUGGAAGAGACAGAAGAAUGGGCGAUCAUGAGGUGAUAUAGAGAGCAGCUGUUGCUUCACGAGGGUUUAUCUCUACCUGAAAAUACACGUUCUAAGUGAUUGAUAGUUGGUUUUCAGCAGUCAUAAAAGUAUGCCUUAUUUACUUUGAAGAACUACAAAGUUGUGAUUUUGUCAGACAGCAUAAGCAGCAGCUCUAUAGAGAUGAGAUGAUGACUUGGAAUUAAAUAAUAAAGUUAUUUAAAAAAAAGUUAUAUACACAACAACUGAAAUAUUUUAUUAAAGUAAUGUGAAUAAAUGAUGGUUAAUAAGUGAUAAGCAGUAAUGGGCAGUCACUACCAUCAUGGGACUUGUAUUAAUUGUUUUAUUCUGUCUUGUUACAGAAUUCAACCCACCUAAUGCAUAGUGCAUUUAAUGUUUAAAAAAAUAAUCGAAACCGAAAUCCGUGAUAAUUUUUUUAUAUUGAACCGAACCGACCUCAAAAAGCACUAAUCGCUCAGCACUGUUGAUGUCUGAAGUAUAAUACUGUCUGUUCCCAAAAUGGAAAUAUUAAUCAAGCUGCUUGAUCAAAGUAUAGCACCACAUUGUCUAAUGAGAACCCCUGGAGUAUGCAUCGUUUCUGCUGAGAGGAAAAUAAUCAAGGCUCUUUAUUGAAACACUACCCAUGGAAUUGAACUCGAUCUUGAUAAUGGUUAGAUAACAGCUCCAAGGGAGAGAAGCUGAGUGCAAAUGCCAAGCGAGUUAAUGCAACACAAAAGCUGCAUAUUCUGCCAGCGCCAAAAUCUGUCUCUGGGGAAAAUCAAAAGUGGACUCACUAAUGGACUUUGCUUGUAUUUGUGUGCUCCCUCCCUCCUCCUUUCUCCCAGUCUCUCUUUCUUCCUUCCAUUCUUUCUCUCUUUUCCUUCAUCUGGAUUUCUAUUCAGGCAGACAGCCAAGUGUGUCCUCUCUUUCUCCCUGGUAGCACAUGCUAUUACAAGGGGUGUGUACAAGAGUCAGUGCCCCUCAGCCCUCAUUUAAUUGAAUGGGAGUGUAUUGACAUCCGGCAGGGAGGAAGAGCUGAGUGAGGCUGGUGAGCACACUGGAGAAAACUAUAUAACACCAUGUAAAUUAUUAAGAACCUUCAGGCCUGUUGGCCUCAUUGGCACAGUAUGACAUAGAGAUCUCUGGGGAGUGAGCAUGACCAGAUAGUUCAUGGUGUUAGGGGAUGAUUCAAUCCCUUUAUUUGGCUAUAAGCCUCAAUCAAUAGUACCUUGGAUUGGUUGAUGGUUAUUCAAAUAAUUAACCCUCUCUUCGAUCUAUACAAAUGGAUAUGGUUAAAUUCUCUUUUGGUUGUAUUUUGUGUAUUUGAUAUAAGAUUGAACAGCCUCGCUCUCCCCCUCAGGAACCUGAUGCCCAAAGCUCUGGAGGGCCAGGUGGUCCUGGAGAAGACACCCAGGUACUUUGUGACGGCGGACAGCCCCAGCCGGAUCCACGCCAUGUCCCAGGAGGUCAAACUGAUCGUGGUGGUGCGUGACCCUGUGACCCGCGCCAUCUCUGACUACACCCAGAUCGUAUCCAAGACUCCGGGCGUCCCCAGCUUCGAGACCCUGACGUUCCGUAACGGGACGGAGGAGGCGUUGAAGGUGGACUCCCUGUGGAGCCCCAUCUGGAUUGGCCUGUAUGCUCUGCACCUGGAGAGGUGGCUGGCACACUUCCCCCUGGAGCAGAUCCACUUUGUCCAUGGGGAGAGGCUGGUGAGCGACCCUGCUGGGGAGCUGGGCAGAGUCCAAGACUUUCUGGGCCUUCAAAGGAUCAUCACAGACAAACACUUCUACUUCAACAAGACAAAGGGUUUCCCCUGCCUGAAGAAGCCAGAGGGCAGCAGCAAGCCCCACUGCCUGGGCAGAACCAAGGGCAGGCCACAUGCUGACAUCCACCCUCAGGUCAUCCUCAGGUUACGGCAGUUCUACCAGCCACACAACCUGCGCUUCUACCAGAUGACAGGGCAGAACUUUGGCUGGUAG
Molecule: messenger RNA, 3429 nt
Organism: Coregonus sp. 'balchen'
Lineage: Eukaryota; Metazoa; Chordata; Actinopteri; Salmoniformes; Salmonidae
Source: the annotation of a GenBank genome assembly